Messenger RNA from Diversispora eburnea, 737 nucleotides. The record is from the annotation of a GenBank genome assembly. Lineage: Eukaryota; Fungi; Glomeromycota; Glomeromycetes; Diversisporales; Diversisporaceae.
GAAAAGAAUUGGAUAUUACAGAAGAGGAACAACAAUUUCCACUUAUUAUUUUACCUAUUGAUCCUAUUGAUACAAUGAAUAAUAAUAACUUUACAACAACAACAUCAGAAAAUAAUUUAUUCUAUCCAAAUAAUUAUGAGAUAACUGGUGAAGUAUCUAAUGAUACCUUUAAUAUCUCCGAUAUUCCCGAUAUCUCUAGUAUUCCAAUUUAUGCAUCACUAGACGAAGCAUCAUCAUCAUCAUUUUACCAAAUAAAAGAAUUUACAACAAUCAAUUCAUGGUUUUGGACGAAAUAUAUUUCAUCAAUAUUAAAUUCCAUGCCUUACAUAUCAAGUGAUCAUAUAAAUGAUAUUAUGGAAGUUGAUUAUCCCAAAGAUUUAUCAGUUUCAACAUUUUAUCAAUUACUUAGUCAAAUGAGAUUAUUGGAAGUAAUUGAUGAAUUAAUUAAAGAAUAUUGUACUGUUACAAAAUCCAAAAAUAAUUCAUCAAACAAGUUAGAAAUAGUAAUUCAAGGACAAUAUCUUACGCCUCAAAGUGAAUUAUUUCAAAAAAUGUUUCAUCAUUUGUCUCAUUCAAUAAUAAUUCCACGUUUACAUCGUUGCGGAAAAUAUACCACCCGAAUAACCAUGCCAAUACCAUCAAUUUCCACCAUAGAACCUAUUAUAAAUUGGUUAUAUGAUCAUAAUGAUCAAGCUUGGAUGAAAACGAUGACUCCGGAUAAUUUCGAACAAAGAUGA